AUGACAGACGUCAACGACAUGUUUGUCCCGGACCUCUUCCUAUCCCGGCCCAUCCUGGCCGACAGCCUGAUGCGCACCGAGACAUCCACGCUACAGGAGGAGACGGUAGACGAGUGUCUCCCCUUCCUCAACGGCCAGGAGGACCUGGGCGCCCGCAACGACUUCGGCCUCCCCCACCUCGACCGGGCUCGCCACGUCAAGUUCCUCCACAAGCAGCUGGGCCGGCUGCCCGGGGCGUACAAGUCGGCCGAUUCUAGCCGGCCCUGGAUAUUCUACUGGUGCCUGGCCGGGCUCAGCCUCUUAGGCGAGGACGUCGGCCCCUACCGCCAGAGGCUGAUGGACACGGUCAGGCCCAUGCAGAACGAGGCCGGCGGGUUCGCCGGCGGGUUCGGCCAGACGAGCCACCUCGCCACCACGUACGCUACCGUCCUGUCGCUCGCUCUCGUCGGCGGGGACGCCGCCUACGAACUCGUCGACCGCAGGGCCAUGUGGAGAUGGCUCGGGAGCAUAAAGCAGGCCGACGGAGGCUUCCAGAUGGCUAUAGGAGGCGAAGAGGAUGUGAGGGGUGCAUACUGCGCUUCCGUCAUCAUCUCGCUCCUCAACAUCCCGCUCGACCUGCCGACAGACUCACCUGCAUAUGCUGCGGGACACAGAGACUUGUUUAGUGGUCUGGCUGAAUGGAUCGGUAAAGCUCAAACGUACGAAGGAGGUGUGUCGGCCAAGCCAGGCGUCGAGGCCCACGGUGCAUAUGCAUUUUGCGCCUUGGGUUGCUUAUCCAUAAUCGACUCUCCGCACCGCAGCAUUCCACGACAUGUCGAUGUAGGUCGACUGAUUUCAUGGCUCUCGUCUCGCCAAUACGCCCCCGAGGGUGGCUUCUCCGGCCGCACUAACAAGCUGGUGGACGGAUGCUAUAGCCACUGGGUAGGCGGCUGCUGGCCUCUGAUCGAGGCGUGCCUGAGCGGGCCGGUUGGGUCGGGAUCAGAGGUCGCUGAGGCUGCGGCCAAGGAGAAAAGCCUCUACAGCCGGGAGGGUCUGACGCGGUACAUACUGUGCUGCUGCCAGGACAUGUCGAAACGUGGUGGUAUGAGGGACAAACCUAGCAAAUAUUCGGACGCAUACCACACAUGCUACGUCCUCUCUGGUCUGAGCUCCGUCCAGCACAAGUGGAUGCUGGCCAAGGCCAGGCCGGAGGAACUGGCCGGGUUGGGGUCGGACGAAUGGGUCGCGACGCCGUACCUGAAGGGACCGCGUCUCUUCGACGAGGAGGACCGCGUCCUCACGACGCAUCCCGUGUAUGCUAUUCCUCAGCAUAAAGUUGUGGAGAUGAUGGGGUAUUUUACCUCUAAAGUUGGGUUCUGA
This is a messenger RNA of Geosmithia morbida, 1359 nucleotides long. Its product is annotated as protein farnesyltransferase subunit beta. Gene Ontology annotation, biological process: protein farnesylation. The transcript is spliced from 5 exons. Gene Ontology annotation, cellular component: protein farnesyltransferase complex. The coding region runs from base 1 to 1359 and encodes 452 amino acids. The record is from RefSeq and is a predicted model, not a curated record. Gene Ontology annotation, molecular function: protein farnesyltransferase activity. NCBI's taxonomy places the organism in Eukaryota, Fungi, Ascomycota, Sordariomycetes, Hypocreales, Bionectriaceae.